Molecule: messenger RNA, 2807 nt
Organism: Suillus paluster
Lineage: Eukaryota; Fungi; Basidiomycota; Agaricomycetes; Boletales; Suillaceae
Exons: 15
Coding region: 350-2650 (766 amino acids)
Biological process (GO): DNA-templated transcription; regulation of DNA-templated transcription
Cellular component (GO): nucleus
Molecular function (GO): DNA-binding transcription factor activity, RNA polymerase II-specific; zinc ion binding; transcription cis-regulatory region binding
Source: RefSeq, a predicted model, not a curated record
GAAGAAGUCGAAAAAGUCACGAGCUCCAGGAAGCCUAGUUUGACUUAGAUAUAGACUAUCAAUGAAGCACUCGAAAAAUGGAUAUAAAUAGUUCGGUAGCCCUGCAGUGCGCACGAUGUGACUGAUCUGUCAAAGAGAAGGUUGACAUUGGCGAUAUCAUCGAACACUAGUACAGGAGUGUGAGAGAGGUAAACCAUAAGACAUAUGAUUCAUGAAACGAUGAAGUGACAAGAGAUCAAGUGAUGCGUUGAGUCGCGUAAGAAGACAUUAGCGGAGACUAGCGGAGACUAUAGCGGUACACUUCCUUUGGUAGUGACGAAAUACCGCGCGCGCUUUACGGCCACCCAUCAUGUCCUUGUCCCCAUCUGCAACAACUUCAAACGUAUCUGACGUCCCAUCCAAAAGACGUAGAACACACAGUCUUAUCGCACAAAAUAGCAACAGUAGCCAUCAAGAUAUGAGCCAAUCCCCUGGAGACACAGUCCAUUCGUCCCAUCCGCCGCAAACUACCGCCCACAUACCCAAGAGAGGCGCAAGAGCCUGUACCGCUUGCAGGAAAGGUAAAAACAGAUGUGAAGGAGAGGCUCCUUGUCGUCGAUGUCAGUUGAGCGGUACUGCAUGUGUUUUCGAGAAACCAGAGAAGAAAAACUCUAUUGCCAUGCCUGGCGCCAGUGUUGAGCGCUUGUCUCGUCUCGAGGGUCAAUAUUUGGUGAUGCAAAGCCAAAUGAUUGGCAUGCAAUCCUCUCUGGACCGCAUUUUGUCCGCUGUACAGAGUCAGACCUAUGGUACUCAGCACCAAGGUUACUCUGGGGGCAUGGCUUCCGGGCCUAGUCGCGACGGCUCUGCAUUUGUGUCGCGUAACGGGUAUGAUACGCAUGGACAUAUGGGAGGGCAAAGUUCUCAGCCACGCUCCCAAACAAGAUCAUUCCCGCCACUUCCAGGAUUUGCUCCACCGCCCCAUAAAUAUGCGACUUAUGGCAUUGUGCCCAGCACCACACCAUCCUCAGAUGAUGAGUCUGAGGAAACGCUGCCUCGUGCCUCGCUCAACGCGCCCAUUGAAGCUCUCCAAGGUUUGGCAAAUGCCGCUGCAGAAGCAGCCGCUGCGCCAUCGGCAUCACCACCAAGAGUUAAAAAGCGCCCGCGGGUGGAGCCCAUACCUCGGAAUGCUUUCCCACACGUCAUUGAAAAGGGCCUUGUCUCCGAAAGUGAGGCGCGCGAGCUCUAUCAUAUUUUCUUUGCUGGGUGUCAUAUCUUCAUACCCUUGUUUGAUCCAAAUUAUGACACAUUCGAGAGUCUUAUGGAGCGCACUCCAUGGACAUUUGACGCGCUACUUGCCAUUGCAAGCAAAAUCAGGAGUGGAAAUGGGCCGCUCAGCUCAACGUUCUACAAAUGUCUGGAAGAAGCGCAGGGCAUUGCACGUUCGUCGUUAUUUGGCCCGAUAGUUCGGAAGGAAGCUGUUAUGGGGAUGCUACUUUUGGCUGCAUGGAGUACAAACGGAUGGCUCCCUAGUGGCCACGCAAUGCGGAUGGCGUUGGAUCUUGGUCUUCAUCGAGCAUUGGAGAAGCUCGCUGAUGAUUCAGGCAAAAAACGCAAUGAGGAAGAGGAGCGUGAUCUGGUUGUGUCGGCGCGUAUCUGGCUAUGCCUGUACUGGUUUGAUCACCAGAUGAGCCUUGGCACCGGUCGCCCUAUCGUGCUGCGAGACGAGAGUUCCAUCCGACACUGUCGCAUUCUUCUAUCGCACCCGAUGGCAUCACCGACAGAUGUAAGGCUAAUCUCGCAAGUGGAGCUGAUCGCUCAAAAAACUCAAAUCUACGAAACCCUUGCGCCUCUCAAUGGGCAGGUCAAUCACAACACGCUCGCCUUCAUCCGACGUGCCAAUGUUGCUCUUGACAAGUGGUGGCAGGACUGUGAUAAUCUUCAUCGCCAAACAAUGGAUGAGAACUCUCUUCCACGCAAAAUACUCGUCGGGGAACUGCACUAUGCUAAACUCUGGCUUGUCUGCGUAGCUCUUCGAGGUGUAUCGUGGGACAAGAUGCCUUUUGAGCAGCGUGAGCUCGCGUUCCAGGCGAAGGAUGCCGCUUUCAACUGCCUCUCUAUUUUUCUCAACUCAGCUGAGUACCGAGCGGCCUUGAGAUAUGCAGUUCACGACAGUCUCGUAACGGCGGCAUUUUCUGGCCUCUUCCUGCUCAAGAUGGCCAAUUUAUUCCCUGCUGAGCUUGAUCUUGCAGCGAUCACAGCGCAAGUCGAGCAGCUUGCACAACUUCUCUCUGAUGUUGCAGCCGAACGUUAUGCGCUAACGCUGCGGAUAAUGCUCGCCAACCUCCGGCGCAAAGUCGGAAUGAUGGCAGGGCUGGGCGCGCCUAUGACCACCAUGCCCCCACCGAACUUGGGUGAUGGAAUAAUUACCCAAGGUCCAGGGCCUUACAUUGAUUCGUCGGGGAUGUCUGCGCCUUUCACAAUGGAGGAGCUAGGUUUCGCAUGGCCGAGUGACCGUGCGAAGUUCAGUCCGAGCGCGAUACCUAUGUGGUUGCAAGAGAAGAACCUGACGGACCUGGGGUUACCGGUGAACGGCAGCGAUGGCAUUUUCAUGGAUGUCAAUGGUAUGCAUGGCUGGAGCGGAGACUUUGCGCCGAUGCCGGGGGCUUGGUGAGGGUGCGACUGUACAUAUGGCAACAACGUUCCCGCUUGCUGAGCUGAGGGCUGGUAAUAUGCAUGAUUAUUUGCGUCUGAUAUUCUAUGUCUACGCUUGUCCUGACUGCUCGCUUUACUUGUUUGUGAAUCCGGUCAUACUUGUUUUGUGAAUCGGU